AUGAUUGAUGCAUGCAAGUUGUUCUUCUUGGCUGGCCAAGAGACCACCUCAGUGGCGCUAACAUGGACACUGGUUUUGUUAGCCAAGCACCAAGACUGGCAAACACAAGCACGAGAAGAAGUACUUGCUACGUUUGGAAUGAAAACUCCAGACUUUGAUGGCAUACAUAAUCGCCUUAAGAUUGUGACAUCGAUACUCUAUGAGGUGCUAAGGUUGUACCCGCAAGUCCCUGCAACAUCACGGAGAGUUCAUGAUCGCGACACAAAACUAGGAGAUUUGGUAAUACCACAAGGGGUAGGAGUUUCAUUCUCCAUAAUUCAUGCUCACUUGAACCUUGAAAUAUGGGGAGAUAAUGCCAAAGAAUUCAAGCCUGAAAGGUUUGCAGAAGGGAUUGCAAAGGCAACUAAAGGGAAUAACUCAUACUUCCCCUUUGGUUGGGGUCCUAGGAUUUGCAUUGGCCAAAACUUUGCACUAGUUGAGGCAAAAAUGGCAUUGUCUAUGAUUUUACAACGUUUCUCUUUCGAGCUUUCACCGUCCUACAUCCAUGUUCCAACUAGUCUUUUAGCCCUUCAACCCCAGCAUGGUGCUCAUCUCAUUUUACAUCGACAUUAAGCUUAAUUUGUAUGCAAGUAUUU
Spinacia oleracea (spinach) is the source of this 635-nucleotide messenger RNA. Its product is annotated as cytochrome P450 72A14-like. The transcript is spliced from 2 exons. The record is from RefSeq and is a predicted model, not a curated record. Lineage: Eukaryota; Viridiplantae; Streptophyta; Magnoliopsida; Caryophyllales; Amaranthaceae. Bases 1 to 612 code for a protein of 203 amino acids. Gene Ontology annotation, molecular function: oxidoreductase activity, acting on paired donors, with incorporation or reduction of molecular oxygen; iron ion binding; heme binding.